Messenger RNA from Peronospora belbahrii, 1755 nucleotides. The record is from the annotation of a GenBank genome assembly. NCBI's taxonomy places the organism in Eukaryota, Oomycota, Peronosporomycetes, Peronosporales, Peronosporaceae.
AUGACAACAAAAGACAGGACACAUAGUGAAAUCAACAAGUUGAAGAAUGCUGGUCAUUUACGUGGUGUCAUGAGCUCGUGUCUAUCGUCAUCGGAUUCAUCUUCCUAUGAUUCAUCAUCAUCGGAGGACGAGAGUGAAGAGUGUCGUGGUGAAGAAAAACAACAAGAGCAAGAAAGACAUACGUACGAGAUGGAAAAAAGUGCCGUGCCUGUUCCACCACCACCUGUGGAUCCAUCAUAUGCAGAAUCUUGUCUUCCAGUGCUUUCACAACUUCCACGUCCACCUAGAAGCGUUAGUGUAGACAGUGGAAAUGGGACUCGAACGGGUUCACUAGUGCAUGUAAAAUCUCCAGUGCUUGGAAAUCGAAAAGAUGCUCAAACGUGGCAAUUACAGGAUGAAGAAUUUUUCAUGACAUCGCCACGGUUUGGAAUGUCAUUAGGCAACAGAGAUACACGACAUGCUGAUUUGUAUUGUGAAAAUAGUGGCGGAUCGCUGCUCUCUGCUGAGGCCGGUAAACGGUAUGACGAGGAGUACCAAGGCCACCCAAAUAGAUUGACGAAGGAUUCGCGCGCCUCUUCGGUCGAUUUCACGCUGGUUCGCUCGCAUGAGCCAAGUCCGCCGCUACCUCCACCGCAGGAACCGCUUCAGCGAUUGCGUGCGCGUUCUUUUUCGUACUCGGCGGCGUAUGGUACGUCGGGAUACACUCCGUUUAAUAAGCAGCAAUAUGGGCUUCCAUUUCCACAUCAGCAGCAUCUACAGCAAGCGCAAAUGGCGCGAGAGUUCCCACCGACUCUUCGCUGUUUUCACUCUGGGAAUGGCAUGAUGCAACCCGGGCAACCACAACCGCCGCCCACUGGUGUCCGUCCACCGCGUGUCAGUAUCCCUACGGAUUCUCCCAUGCACCAAUACCAGUAUGGACCACCGAUGCCUUAUCGCCGCUAUUCCGAUGCAUUUGCAAUGCCACCGUACCCCGACUCGCACAAUGGUGAGCAACAGGAGAACCAGUUGCCCCAGGAAAACAUGGGUCGUGGAAUACGCUCAUACAGCAUGGAGUACGGCAAUUACCCGUCGACGCGCCAAGCUCGUAGUCAGUCAAUGGAGGGAUCUCAGCUCUUUGCUUCAGCACCUCCAAUGGAAUACCCUCCAUCCUUGAGCCGCAGCAACUCGGCCGAUGUUGCUUUUGAUUGGUCACGUGGACACAUGGACCCGGCACCCCCCGCUACCUCCAGAUCGUAUUACGACGUGGAGUUCAAGCGAGGACGACGGGAAGUAUUUGCUGGUCGUGCAGUGUACAAAUCUGGUGAAUACGUUAAGGUGGAAGCAGACCGUGGUGAAGACAUUGGUCGUGUUGUGCAACGUACUACAGAUGUUUGUAAGGUUGGUUCGGGUAAAGAAUCUGGAAGUUCGGGAGAUGAGUCUACCGGGCGUAGCAAGCGCCAUGACUUGCCGACGAAGAAGAUUGUUUGUGUGGCAAGCCAGCGUGAAAUUGAGAUGUUGAACGAGCAGCGCAAAGAAGAGCACGAGGUGUUUGAAGUGUGCAAGAGCAAAGUGCGUCAGCGUCUGCUUCCUAUGAAUGUGAUUGACGCGGAGUAUCAGUUUGACCGUCACAAGCUGACGUUUUUCUUUGAAGCCGAUCGCCGUAUUGACUUCAGAGAGCUCGUCCGUGACCUCUUUGCUAUUUACAAGACGCGCAUUUGGCUGCAGCAAGUCGUCCCGUCAGGCAAGAAAACGGGGAGUGACCCUGAGGCGAACUAA